AAAAGGAAAACAGUAUAAGACAGACAAUAAUCAUCUCUGAAUUUCUCAUAAAUAAAAUGGAAGCCCUUUUUUCCUCUUUCAGACAUCCUCAAUUUUUGCAGGUUCGUUCUUUAAAUAAUAUUAGGGCCAAUGUUAAAAGAAGGCAUCAGCCUAUGAUCAGAGCCAACAUAUUCAAGAAACCCUUGGAUUCAACCAUACUCAACAAAUUGGAUGACUUCAUAUGCACAUUUCUCGACCCGUCGCCCCUCCGCCGGAGCAUCGAUCCCGAACACAGUAUGUCGGGAUACUUUGCUCCGGCGGAAGAGCUCCCCCCCACCGCAUGUAUUGAGGUGGCGGUGAAGGGGGGCGGCGGCCCCCUUCCCAGCUGUCUGGACGGGGCCUACAUCCGCAACGGCCCCAACCCUCAGUUCGUCGUCGCAGAGGGCCGCCGCCAACCUUAUCACUUAUUCGACGGCGACGGAAUGCUCCACAUGAUCAGAAUAUCCGGCGGCAAAGCCACCACAUUCUGCAGCCGCUUCGUCAAGACGCACAAGCACACGGUUGAGCGUGAAAACGGGUCCCCCUUUGUUCCUAGUCCUUUCUCCUCCUUCAACGGCAUCGCGACUUCCCUAUCGAGAUGCAUGCUUACCGCCGCACGUGUGCUGACGGGGCAGUUCGAUCCGCUGAACAAGGGCUUGGGAACCGCCAACACCAGCGUUGCUCUAUUGCCUGGUGGCGGCGGUGGCGCCAACCUCUUUGCUCUAUCCGAGUGUGAUCUACCGUACGAAAUAAAAGUGACGGAAGAAGGAGAUAUAGUAACCCUCGGCCGCCAUGAUUUUCACAGCAGCAGCAGCAGCAGCAGCAACAACAACAACAACAACAACAACAACAACAAAAACAACAACCCGUUAUUAUUCUUGAAUAUGACAGCACAUCCGAAGGUUGACGAAAAAACCGGAGAAACAUUCGCUUACCGAUGCAACACCACGCGUCCGUUCCUGACGAUGUUCAGAAUCGACCCCGACGGGAGGAAACAAAAGGAUGUGCACGUACACUCCUUGAAGGAAAACACGAUUAUUCACGACUUUUCCGUGACAGAGAAUUUCUGCGUAUUCGUAGACACACAGAUUGUGGUGAACCCUUUGUCGGUUUUGAGGGGAAGGCCGCCGGUAGGGGUCGAUCGGGCAAAGGUGCCCCGGCUAGGGGUGAUCUGGAAAUACGCGGAGGACGACAGCAGAAUGUGGUGGACAGAGGCGCCGGGGCUGAACAUGUUUCACAGUGUGAAUGCAUGGGAAGAAGACGGCGGCGCCACCAUUGUGAUGGUGGUUACAAAUGCUUUACAAGUUGAGGAGUUGUUUGAGAGCAUUGGUUUGGCGCAACUGAGAUUGGAGAAGAUCACCAUUGAUGUCAAAGCUCAGACGCUGCAGAGGCAACCCUUGUCCACUAAACUUCUUGAAUUUGGAGUUAUCAAUCCAGCUUAUGCUGCUAAGAAAAACAGGUGUGUUUAUAUAUAUAUAUAUAGUUACUUCAGUCCAUUUACAACCGGUCAAUGGGGAAAAUUUAAAUCGGUCAAGUAUGUAUAUGCAGCAAUGAUAGGGCCGAAGGGCAUAGACGGGAUAGUGAAACUAGACCUAUCACUAACACAUAAAGAUGGCCACGUCGACUGCGUGGUGGCAAGCCACCUAUAUAGACCGGGUUGUUGUGGCGGUGAACCGUUUUUUGUACCGAAGGAACCGAAUAAUCCAUCGGCAGAUGAGGAUGACGGUUAUUUAGUAACGUUUGUAACCGACGAGAAUAACGGAGAGUCCAAAUUUGUGGUGAUGGAUGCCAAGUCCGUGACUCUCGACAUUAUUGCUGCCGUUAAGCUACCGUGUCGAAUUCCGAGUGGCUUCCAUGGUCUCUUUAUAACGGAGGGUGACCUCAACAAAGUUUAA
This is a messenger RNA of Erythranthe guttata (spotted monkey flower), 1913 nucleotides long. NCBI's taxonomy places the organism in Eukaryota, Viridiplantae, Streptophyta, Magnoliopsida, Lamiales, Phrymaceae. The record is from RefSeq and is a predicted model, not a curated record.